AUGCGUCGCAUACUCUUAAUUGGUGCCAUCAUUGUGAUGACGGAGGCAAGACCUGGUCUUCUCUUCGCUGAACCAUUACAACCAUUAGGAAUCCAAUAUGCCCACCCAUCAGCUCCAGUUAUCCAUGCUCAUCCUGCCGUGGAACUAAACGCUGCCAGUGAAUCUCUGUUACCACCGGAUCUACUGAAGUCGAAGCGAUUUUAUGACAAUCCAGCUAUCGCUGCAGGCUUGGCUAAAGAAUCUUGGUUCACGAAUAAGGAGAUGCAAGUAGUAGAAAGAGAAGCGGAGAAGAUACCAAGGGAAAGGAUUUAUAAGAUUGUUAAAAGUGCUGGAUUUUUAGAUAACCAUUAGUAUUUUAGUUUGGGUAGAGACCCUUGUAUAUCUAUUGCUGUCUCUAUUUUGUCAAAGAAAAAAGAGAUGACAAUAUAUAUGUACAACGGAGAGACGGAAUAACACGACAUUUUAAGGACUCAGUUAUGUUUUUUAUUUAUGUUUAAA
This is a messenger RNA of Papilio polytes (common Mormon), 498 nucleotides long. RefSeq lists its product as uncharacterized. Lineage: Eukaryota; Metazoa; Arthropoda; Insecta; Lepidoptera; Papilionidae. The transcript has a single exon. The coding region runs from base 1 to 351 and encodes 116 amino acids. The record is from RefSeq and is a predicted model, not a curated record.